UUCCUCUAAUCAGAAGAAGACGUUGUUGCAUCAACAGUUGCUAGGAGACCAUUGUACAACGGCGUCAUAACAACCGUAAAAAGCUUUCUGUUCGGGCAAAAAUAAUUUGGUGUGUUUCUUCAAACUGAACUGAAAAUACAGUAGCAAUUAUCUUUUAGAAAAAAAAUGUCUUUUGAUGCCCAAGGUGAUGCUGGUUCAAAACCAAAAUCUGUAAGCCGUGCAAAACAGUGGACUGAUGAGGUGGAAAAUCUCUACAGAUUUCAACAGGCUGGCUACAGAGAUGAAUUAGAAUACAAACAAGUGAAGCAAGUGGAUUUGGUUGAUCGUUGGCCAGGAACAGGAUUUGUGAAGAAACUCCAACGACGAGACAACACUUUCUACUACUACAACAGAAAAAGAGAAUGUGAAGAUAAAGAAGUCAAUAAAGUGAAAAUGUAUGCUUACUAAAUGCAAACAUUUAUCUUUAAAAAAAUAUAUAUAUAAAAGGUACCAUGUACAAUUUUAGAAUUUUUUGGAAACAAAGCUGCCUCUUAGAAAAAUGGAAGUGCUAGAAACACAGAAAACUAUUUACACCCAAAUACAAAAACACUGUGUUAAAUUAAAUAUCGAAGUGCAUUAUUUUGCUUUAAUAAACAUUAGCAAAUGAAACACUUUCUUUGUGAGAUUAGGGAAAUGAUGAGUUUCUAACCUUAAAAAUAAUGUAUUGCUGCUUAUUAUUUUAAAAAU
This is a messenger RNA of Acipenser ruthenus (sterlet), 726 nucleotides long. RefSeq names its product meiosis expressed gene 1 protein homolog. The record is from RefSeq and is a predicted model, not a curated record. The coding region runs from base 166 to 447 and encodes 93 amino acids. The transcript is spliced from 3 exons. Lineage: Eukaryota; Metazoa; Chordata; Actinopteri; Acipenseriformes; Acipenseridae. Gene Ontology annotation, cellular component: nucleus.